AUGGAAUCAAGGCCUUCAGGCAACUAUUGCACGUUUUCAAUGUUCCUUCUAUGCAACCUAGCUUUGCUUGGUGUAGGCAUUGCAGUGGCAACUUUAGCAAUUUAUAUAUGUGCUGAUCAAGAUGAUUUUUCAUGGUAUGAUGGUUUAUUUGCAUUACUUGGAUUUGUCAUCGUGUUAACUGCAAUUGCAAGCAUAAAGUGUUCUUUUAUUUAAAAAAAUUUUUUAAAAUUAUUGCAGUUUAUAGACAAAUUUUAUACUUAAAGCCAUUUAUUUUAUAAGAAAAAAUUAUAAAAGUCUUUAUUUCUGACUCCCCCCCCUUUAGAUUGGAACUAAAAAUUUUGUUCCAAUUUAAAGGGGGGUUAAGAAAAUGUUUUUAAAAAAAAAAUCAUUUAAUUAGAUUAAUAAAUUUGUUUAAUAAAAUGCUAUUCACUCUUUAUCCUUUAAAACAAAGCAAGAUAUAACCAAAAUUUUAUUAUUAAUUAAUACGCCACUAUUAAUUGGUAUCAAAACUAUUUAUACAAAAUUUUAUUAUUUUUAUUGAUAAAAAAAACAUUUAAAAAAAAAAAUUUUAGAAAUUUAUUAAUCAAAGUGCUAAUUUUGUUUAAAUAAAAUGCUAUUUAUACUCUAUUCUUUAAAAUAAAGCAAGAGAUAAGUAAAUUUUGAAUUUUUGUAAAGAAUUCGUAUUGAAUUUAUAUCAAAGCUAUUUAUAUAAAAAAUAUCAUUUUUUUCAAAAAAAAAAAAAUUUUUUUUGAAAAUUUUUUAAAAACAAAAAAAAUUAAAUUUUUUUAAAAAAUUUACAAUUAAUGAUAAUAAAUUUAUUUAAAUAAGAUGCUCUUUAUACUCUAUUCUUUAAACAAGAGCAGGAUAUAACUAAAUUUUUAUUUUAGUUAAGAAGAAACAUUUAAAUUAUAUCAAAACUUUUUACAUAAAAAUUAUGAUUUAUAUAUAUAAAAUUUUUUAUUAUAAAAUCUAAUUUUGUUUCAAUUUAAAGGGGGGUUAAUUUUCCCAAAAAAGUGGAAAUUUUACCUAUAUUUUGUUCCAAUUUAAAGGGGGGGGGAGUGAGAAAAUUGUAUCAGCAUAAAGACAAAAGACUCACUUAAAUGGCUAUUUGUUUAUAUGCUGUUUUUAUUAAUACUAACGGCAAUUGUCGGUGGGCUAACACUUGGACUGAUUUUUUGGCACGACUUUGAGAUCAAAAUAGGCUAUGAAAAUGCAUGGGGUGUUAGAGGAAGCUACAUUGGAUCUUGUGCUGCUAUGCUAUUUUGCGUAGUUGUAGGAUUUUUCUAUAGAAAAAGCUUGAUUAAUGCAGUUGAGAGGAAAAGCGAAGAGGUUAACUUCACAGACAUUAAGGGACCUUUGGUCUCUCCUCGAGCUGGGAAGCCAGAAACCAUAUCAAAAGGAUUCCAGCAGCAGAAGCCUUCGAAGAAAAGCGGAAAACCAGAAUCUUUAUUUGAAAUGAAGUAG
Molecule: messenger RNA, 1464 nt
Organism: Blepharisma stoltei
Lineage: Eukaryota; Ciliophora; Heterotrichea; Heterotrichida; Blepharismidae
Source: the annotation of a GenBank genome assembly